Messenger RNA from Stylophora pistillata, 502 nucleotides. RefSeq lists its product as uncharacterized. Lineage: Eukaryota; Metazoa; Cnidaria; Anthozoa; Scleractinia; Pocilloporidae. The record is from RefSeq and is a predicted model, not a curated record.
UAUCAAAUUUGCCACCGGCUUGAACAGAACUCGUGCCAUGUUUCGUGGUAAAGUUUUUCCCGUCGUGUUUGCGCUUUUGCUCAUUCUGAAGUUGCAUAUUUCAAUGUCAGGGGCGCAGGGUCACAAGGAUUCGAUUCUACAAGUAAGUCCCUUUAAAAACUACACGCCCAGGAAUUACAAGAAAGAAGUUGAAAAAACAAUGGAGCGAGGGGGCAUUGAAGAAUCUCCGAAGCUAUCAAAGGGAGAGGUAAACGAGCAGCAACAUUACUGGACUAUCAUGGCCCUACACUCGUGUACCCUGAGGCGCACGUUGGAAGUUAUUACAAGCUCUUUCAGAGAAAAAGGGACAAGGUGCCCAAAGGCUUUAGAACGUACUACAGCCGAUGAUGAAAGACAAGCUGCCGGAUUUUACUAAAAUGGCUCAAGUCAUUCAGUCUAAAGGCCAAUAUACUAUGUUGUCAGGCAUACAAGCUCCAAAGUUGUUGGAAAUUAAACAUAAUCG